GGCGGAUCCCAGGACACGUGGUUCGUUCCCGGGGACCCCACCCGCUCGCGGACUCUUCAUUGCACGCGGGCUUAAGCUCGCAGGUGGUUGCGACCAUGACGAUGACCCUCUUGGAGGACUGGUGCCGCGGGAUGGACGUGGACAUCCACCGGGCCCUCCUGGUCACGGGCAUCCCGCAGGACUGCGGCCCGGAGGAGAUGGAGGGGACCCUGAGCAGGGCCCUCUCCCCGCUGGGCCCGUACCGCGUGCUCAACAAGAUCUUUGUGAGGAAGGAGAACGCCAAAGCCGCCCUCCUCGAGGUGGGCGAGGGGGUGAGCCUGAGGGCCGUUCCCCGGGAGUUUCCGGGAAGAGGAGGUGCCUGGAGGGUGGUCUGCAGGAACCCCACCCAGGAUGCCGAGUUUUUAAAGAACCUGAACGAGUUCCUGGAUGCCGAGGGGCGCACCUGGGAGGACGUGGUCCGCCUGCUCCAUCUCAACGACACCCCCGCGCCCCGGAACCGGAACCAGAACCCGCCUCUGGGGAACUGGGUAGAAGCUUUGGGGGCGCUCCUGGGGACCGUGAUGCAAGUCAUCGUCCACCUGGACUCAGAGCUCCGCAGCCAGGAGGAAGCCAGGGCCCAGGAGGCCUACGCCCUGGCCAUGGCAGCGUCAGCCGCCGGGAGGAAGGGCCGGAAGGAGCCGGGCAGGGCUGCCAGGGCGUGCUCUGUCCUGACCAGGGGGAACCCAGGCAGCUGGGCUGAAGUGGAAGGUGAAGGCGACCCUCCCAUACCUGUGGUUCGGAAGGCUAGAGCCAAGUCUCGCUCCAGGAGAAGGAAGCAGAAGAAGAGCCCCAGGCAGGAACCAGUGCCCUGGAAGAAACCCAAAGGCCACCAUGCCAGCAGCCCGGCCUCCCCCGAGGGUCCUGAGGCUGACGGUGGGGACAGCGGGCAAGUCCCCGAGUGUCCCAGGAGCAGCAGGAAGCCCCGUGUGAAGCGGGUGGCCGCGGCCGGGAAGAAGCCUGCGGAGAAAUGCCCCUGGGAGGCUCCCAGACACGCCCCCCAGGAUGCCCGGGCAGAAGCUGCGGGCCCCGAAGUCGCCUCCGACUCAGACCAGGACGAUGGUCCCGAGGAACCGCCAAGCAAGAAGGCCAUGGGCUGGGCCUCGGCAAAGAGCCCGGGCUGCACGAGGAGGAGGAGGAAGAAGAAGGUGAGCUUGGGCCCCAUCUCUUACGUCCUUGUCGAUGUGGAAAGAGCCAAGAAGACGCCAUCGAUUCCAAAGAAAGGGCCGGGCCUGCGAAGGGGUGUGUCAGGCCAGAGGGCCCUUCGGGGCUCACAGCGCGUGGAGUCACCUGCCUCCGCCUCACAGGGUACACCGGCCAAACCAGAAGGCCCUGCUCCAGAACCCAGGAAACUUUGAGAUGGGACCUCGGAGCUGAAAGAAGACCAAGGAAGAGCUUCCAAGUUGGGACCAAAGCUUUCUCUUGUUACUGAAUGAACCAAGACUUUUGACCCACUGGGGAGAAAUCGGUUCUUGGAAGUAAAUGUACCUGAGAUCUUAGGUGGAAGGAAUAAGGGAGGGAGGUAUUGAAACCCUAAGCUUUUUUCUCUGCCAGGCCCACUUUCCCACCUCCUCGUAGGCUCACCUUCCAGGUUGGUGAGCCAAUAGAUUGGGAAGAUUCUAGAAUAUUCACCUUGACACAUGGGCAAGGUCACCGUUAUGCUUGUCCAUGUGUGACCUUUCUCCCCCUCCCUGCUGCUUCUGAGUGGUCGGCUGACCUCUACAGGGCCUGGCGUUCUCCCUCCACCUUCUCUCCCUUCACCUUCUCUGAGCUUUGAUGGCGGGUAGGUUAAGCCAGGAUCUCUGAUGCAGACCCGCCUUCCUUGCUCCUCCCAGCCUUCAACUUCCAUCCUCCAGUUAUCUGACCCGAGGUGGUCAGGUCCCAAGACUUAGUGCUGGGGAGAAAGAAUGGCCUUGAAGUAUUUGAGUUUUAAUUUGUGUUAGUAAAAAUGGCCCUUGGGAUGAAACCCUGUCAGGAACCCGCAGGGAGGAGGGUGUGAUUGGUAGGGAGGGACUCGGGCUGUCCCGGCUUCCCUGCCCUGAGUCCAUCUAACGCCACCAAACUCAACACUUUUGAGGCUGAAGACACUUCUCACAUUGUAGUAAAAGGGAAAAUAGUCUAAAAAUCUGGUUGUCAAUUUCUGGCCUCUGACUAGACCAGAAUAGCAUGUCUCCUGUGUAUGGGGGCCUGGGGUGAGGGGAGCGGCUCCCUGAGAUCAUUGGUUUCUAAACUAUCCUGACGAGGCCCAAGAUGUGCUCAAAGAUGUAAUCCGAACCUCCUGUUUUUUCAUUUAAAAACCCACUGAGAAAUGGGUACUCGCGUGUCAUCGGCCAAACCCAUCACAUUGGAGACUCAAAAUAUGACCUUGAGUUCAUGUGUUAGCUUGUUUCUGUACAGGUCUCGUGUUCGUUGUUUCUGCCACUUAUUUGCAUAUAAGUGCAUUUCCUGUACGCGUGACUGAUACCACCUGUAAACGUCACUGCAGUGGGAGACUUCAGCCCCGUGCAUGCCUAUAAUGUCGCUUUGUAAUUCGCGUGCUCUGCCCCGCUCCGUUCUCAGUCGUGUGAUAGCAAGUCGGUGCUUUGCCGUGGUCCACAGUAAUAAUAUUCUGUCAGAGAGAGUUGAGCCCUUUUAUGUUUUCAGAGUCUCUCUUCUGACUUCAGUUCUUGUGAUAAAGAAUGUGAACAGUUGUUAGAUGUCAUCAUUCAACUUGGAAAACAAACUUCUUGUGACAAGUCCUUGCAAAUCCCUGGGUGAAGAUGCAGAACAGAAGAACGCGGUUUCAGUCGCAGCUGCUCCUCUGUGUGCGGAACACGGGCGGGUGGACUCGCGGCUGAGGGAAGCCCGCAGCUCUCCAGCAGCUGAUUUCAAAGUCAGGUCCUCUGGAGCUCAUCGCGUUACCAUGUAGAUACCACGAUUAGGAAUUGUCAGUGUAAAUGUUACGAAAUAAAGGUUAGCAGUUCAAAUACUGA
Myotis davidii is the source of this 3008-nucleotide messenger RNA. Its product is annotated as PNMA-like protein 1. Bases 96 to 1394 code for a protein of 432 amino acids. The record is from RefSeq and is a predicted model, not a curated record. Lineage: Eukaryota; Metazoa; Chordata; Mammalia; Chiroptera; Vespertilionidae. The transcript is spliced from 3 exons.